Messenger RNA from Tigriopus californicus, 2966 nucleotides. RefSeq lists its product as uncharacterized. The transcript is spliced from 6 exons. Bases 187 to 2238 code for a protein of 683 amino acids. The record is from RefSeq and is a predicted model, not a curated record. NCBI's taxonomy places the organism in Eukaryota, Metazoa, Arthropoda, Copepoda, Harpacticoida, Harpacticidae.
CUUUUCUCGCGCCUUUACACCGAACAUCAACUUCCAACCACCGUCAGUAGAUUGGCGACAAAGUGAUCGAGAACAUCUCGUAGUGAAUCCAUCCUAAAGUUGACCAUUCUUUCUGGUGCUCAUAAAGUGAUCAAGGGAAGAAAAGGAUAGACAGCCAGCCAGCCAGCCAGCCAGCCAGCCAGCAUCAUGAAGUUGUCACUUUUGACGACGGUGUCACUCUACUUGUUUGCCAUUCACCUCAUAUUUGCCACAAAUGGAUUGGGCUUAAGGCCGCAGAGCUCGAUGAAACGCCUGCGGCGUCUACUGUCCCCUCAACCUCGCUAUCCCCUUUUGCUCCCGCCCAUCAGGGGUCAUCAAGAAUCUAGGGAUGCUAACAAAACGCCCAGUUUUGGUGGUGGUAAUGGUGGGGGUAAUGGCGGAGGGCGGACCAGGAAACGAGGACAUCGCACCAUCUCGCCCAGAAAGAGAACUCGACCAAGUCUGAAAAAAUCGCUCCAGCAGCAGCAACAACAACAGCAACAACAACAGAAGCAUCAACAGAAAAACGCCAACGAGAAUCGCUUGCCGUACGAGCAUAUCUUGCGAGCUCGUUAUCGCGACUAUGAAGAUCGAGAGCGACGAAACCAGAAACUCCGACUUCUGGCUGAAGAGAACGACAAGAAGAAGAAGAAGAAGGCUUUGCUGCAAAAGGAGUCAGAGUCGCUGAAUAGCCAAUACCAUCACGGUAACUACCCAAACCCUAACCGACAGACCUAUCAAGACACUGCCCAACCGGCUUUGACUCAGGACGACCAAGGCUUAAGCUAUCCCGAGUUCGAUCCCUACGCGGUUCCCAUUCCCCCCCGAGGCCAAAAUAUGAUGCCCCUCUCCAAAGGCCCACGAUAUCAGUUCCAACCCCAGCCCGUUCUACCUGAACCUAUGCCUUUUACAGAUUCCUCCGAAGCCGAUACCUAUCCUAACGCUCCUGAACGUGACGAUGAUCCCUAUCCUUAUCAAGAGAGAGAACCACAGUCUAGCAAAGGCUUUAGCCCACCACGUGGGUUCCAGGCCGAGGCUUUCAAUCCCGGCUACCAACCCACUGGCUUUAAGGACGAAGCUCCCGGGCAUUAUUCGCUGGAUCCACCACCACCAACAUCCACGAAUGCCAAAAGAAAGCAUUUCAACAUCCACCGUCACAACCAAAAGCCGAAACACGUUUCCUACAACGUCAAGAACCAAUUCCAAGGUGGCGGAUAUGAGGAGUCCAGUCCCUUGCCAGCAGUGCCCAGCUCUCUCAUUGGUCACAGGCCCGAUAUGAAUAAACAAGCUCUGGUGACCGAGGCCCCCGAAAGUGCACUUCGAUGGGUGGAUUCCAAGUUCAUUCACAAUCAACACGGCACCUUCACCAAUCAGGUUCUCACCGAAUUCGUCCCAUUAGAAAACUGGCAGAGCUACCACCAGGCCUUCUCGUCAUUGGUGAACUCCAACGUGGACUCCAAUGUGGACUCGAAACUUCCAAUCAAAAAGGACCCGACGACAUUUGCAUCGCCACCGCCACAAUCCACAGGUUUUGAGGAUCGAUAUCACCAAAACCAUCAAAAUUUGAACCAAUACGAAGCGCCACCAGCAUUCGCCUCAUCUCCUCCAACGCCAUCCAGUGGUAGCAACUUUCCUCGUCGAAAGUUCAAUCAGCCAUCACCCAAACCCGAUCACAUGCCUUACCCGGAUCCAUCGGUCCACUUUAAUCCGAGCCCUUACUAUGAUCGCCAACAAACAGAUCAUCGUUAUCAGCCGACUCCUCCAUCCACGAGUGCACCUCCAGCAAUGGCAUAUCCAGAAUUCGAUUACUACGGUGACACCCCGGAACCACAAGGCGGUCAGAAAGCGCCGGAAGUGGCCGAUUAUUCUGAUUAUGGGCCAGGUCUGGGCCCCAAUCUCCUCCAAAGUCCCCCCACGACUCCUCAGCCUCAAACUCCGGCAGAAUAUGACGAUGGGGAUCCGCUGAACGAUUUUGAUUGGGACUGGUUGAAACCCGGAUACGUCGAGGAAGAGGUGUCAUUGGAGCCGGAAUUCCGGGGCAGCAAGAAGAACGAUGGCACCCUCGUGAGUGAUCGACGAUCUCAAAUCCAGUCCUACCGACCUCAUCACAGAAGGCGAUAUCCCCAGACGCCCCGCCGACAGGCGGUUUCGGCUCGAAUUAUGCCGCCAGGAGCCUUAGGCAGUUACUCGGAGUUCGAGAACCCCAGAUUCUGGGACUAGUCCCAAAGCCAGUCACAACCUUCCACGGAAGACUGUGGAACCGAAUCUCACAUAUAUUAUACAGCCAGCCAUAUCAUCAUCAUAUAUAGGAACAUAUUAUGUUUGCAAGGAAAUAAUACACUCAAUAAAUUUGACCUCAUGCUGACAUGCCGACGCAUUGGACCGGCUCGGAGCGGUCAUUGAACAUCGCCUGUCUUGGAUGUGACACCCUAGGGCAAAACAAGGAUGAUCGUGUUUUCGCACCCUCAUUCAGCCUUAGUACGUAGCCCUCAAUCGUACUAGCAAUGUGCGUGAAAAUGGAUUGUUCGUGAGGUCGACACAAUAACAAAAGUGCAACAAAUACCAGCAUAAUUUCUAGUUAUUUAUUCAAUCCAAACCAAAUUGACUAUGGAUUUUAGUGUAUUCAUUCGUAUGAAGAGGAUGGAAUCUCUUCACAUGUUCACAUACCACUCGAGAAUUAAAGCGGUUGAAUCAGAUUUCACCCGAGUAAAAUAAUCGUUCAUUCCUUGGCCAAAUCCCACACAGGCAUCUCCAGUCGGUUUCCAGUUCGUGUGAAUAUUUUCCAAAAUGUAUUGUGGACUUCUGGUGCUAAUCUCAACGACGAAGAAAGGUCGAAAACUCGAGGUGGGCAAGGGAAACAGCUUGACAGUUGGGGAGAGUAUGUAUUUGUAGCUUGUUGCCAUUGUGCAAACGUCAUGAGUUGAGUGAAAAAGGUGUGAUCAUCAUCA